Messenger RNA from Staurois parvus, 400 nucleotides. The record is from the annotation of a GenBank genome assembly. NCBI's taxonomy places the organism in Eukaryota, Metazoa, Chordata, Amphibia, Anura, Ranidae.
UAAAUUAAUUGGCUUACGUGGAAGUUUAUAGCGUCUACUAAUGGCGGGAUAGAUAAUGGGAUUUUUUUUUUUUUUUUUUACUAAUAAAUGGCGGCGAUUAGCGACUUGCUAAUAGCUGGACUGCGGCGGACAUUCUGACACUGGGGAGGGGAACUGACUUGGUGUCACUGACAUCCCCAGUGACACCAAUACAAUGAUUAGGGACUACAGGGGAUAUUCUGACACUGUACUAAGGGCACUGGGCAGGAAGGGUUUAACAUUUGGGGCGAUCAAAGGGUUAACUGUGUGCUGUUUUAAUAGGGAGACAUGCUGUACAGAGAAAUACACAGCAGCAUGUCCUGGACGGCAGGAGAGAGACCUGUGCUGUUUACACACAGACCUACCCCCUGUCAGCUUUUCC